CAGAUGCGGGUAAAAGAUCCAUCCAAAGUUUUAUCUGAGAAAGGCAAAAGAAAUAAAAGGCCUUCGAUACCUCAUGAUGAAGAUUCUUCAGAUGACAUUGCUGGAGGUUUAACUUGCCAACAUGUAAGUCAUGCUGUUAGUGUGAAUCAUGUGAAGAGAGCAGUAGCUGAGAAUCUAUGGUCAGUUUGUUCAGAAUGUUUAAAGGAAAGAAGAUUCUAUGAAGGACAGCCAGUACUUUCUUCAGAUACUUGGUUGUGCCUCAAGUGUGGUUUUCAGGGAUGUGGUCAAAAUUCAGAAAGCCAGCACUCACUGAAGCAUUUCAAGAGUUUCAGAGCAGAGUCCCAUUGUAUUAUAAUUAGUCUGAGCACGUGGAUUAUAUGGUGUUAUGAGUGUGAUGAAAAAUUAUCAACGCAUUGUAAUAAGAAGGUUUUGGCUCAGAUAGUUGAUUUUCUCCAGAAACAUGUUUCUAAAACACAAACAAAUGCAUUUUCAAGAAUCCUAAAACUUUGUGAAGAAAAAUUUGAAGCAGGUGAAAUAAAGAAGGGAAGAAAAGGCAGCAGUGUACCAUCUGUAAAAGGAAUUAUAAAUUUAGGAAAUACUUGCUUUUUUAAUGCAGUCAUUCAGAACUUGGCCCAGACUUACAUACUUUUUGAGCUGAUGAAUGAGAUAAAAGAAGAUGGUACAAAAUUCAAGAUUUCUCCUUCCUCAGAGUCUCAGUUGGAUCCAUUAGUGGUGGAACUUUCAAGCCCUGGACCGCUGACUUCAGCUUUGUUCCUGUUUCUUCACAGCAUGAAGGAGACCGAAAAAGGACCACUUUCUCCUAAAAUUCUUUUUAAUCAGCUUUGUCAGAAGGCACCUAGAUUUAAAGGUUUUCAACAACAAGACAGUCAGGAGCUUCUUCAUUAUUUGCUGGAUGCUGUGAGGACAGAAGAAACAAAGAGAAUACAAGCAAGCAUUCUAAAAGCAUUUAACAACCCAACUACUAAAACUGCUGAUGAAGAAACUAGAAAAAAAGUCAAAGCAUAUGGAAAAGAAGGUGUGAAAAUGAACUUCAUAGAUCGGAUCUUUAUUGGUGAAUUAACUAGCACAGUCAUGUGUGAAGAAUGUGCAAAUAUCUCCACUGUGAAAGAUCCUUUCAUUGAUAUUUCACUUCCUAUAAUAGAAGAAAGGGUAUCAAAACCUGUGCUUUUGGGAAAAAUGAGUAAAUAUAGAAGUUUACAGGAGACAGAUCCUGAUCAGUACAGUGGCACUGUUACUAUAGAAAAUACUCAACCCAGAGCUGCCAAGAAGCAUUCUUCAUCAAAAGAUAAGAAUCAACUAAUUCAUGACAGAAACCAUAUAAGAAAAUUGUCAUCUGGGGAAGAGAAAACUGUUUUUAUAUAUCAGGAAAAUGAAAACCUUGAAACCAGUGGGGAGUUGUCAGUAUAUGCAAACAUCGUGAGUACUGAGUCAUCUCUGAAUGAAAGCCCUACGGAUGGUAGUGAAAAAGAAGCCUGUCAUUCUGAAAGUAGUGCUGAUGCAGACAGUGAGGCUUCAGAAUCUGAAAGUGCUUCAAAGCAGACUGUGCUAUUUAGAUCCAGCAGUGAAUCCUGUAUGUACACAGAUGGGCACCUUCACCACCCAUCUGCAAGUGAACUGCCACACCCCAAGGAGACUGACAGUGGUGAUGAGGAAAUGGCUGAAGCAAUUUCUGAACUUUGUUUGAGCAGCACUGUAAUUGGAAAUAGAGAUUUUGACAGAGAAAGUCAGCUACCCAGUGUUUCAAGUAAUUUAUGUUUUUCAGAGGAGAAGCAUAUGAGGUCUCACAGUUCCCAGAAUGCUUUUCAGACCCUUUCUCAGAGCUAUGUAACUACUUCUAAAGAAUGUUCGGUUCAGUCCUGUUUGUACCAGUUUACAUCUAUGGAAUUACUAAUGGGGAAUAAUAAGCUUCUAUGUGAGAAUUGUACUGAAAAGAAACAGAAGUACCAAAAGGAAAAUAAUUCUUCAGAAAAGAAAGCAGAAGGAGUUUAUACUAAUGCCAGGAAGCAAUUGCUUAUUUCUGCUGCUCCAGCUAUUCUAAUUCUCCAUCUUAAAAGAUUCCAUCAGGCUGGCUUGAGUCUUCGUAAAGUAAACAGACAUGUAGAUUUUCCACUUACGCUUGAUUUAGCACCAUUCUGUUCUGCUGCUUGUAAGAAUGUAAGUGUGGGAGACAAAGUUCUCUAUGGUCUCUAUGGCAUAGUGGAACACAGUGGCUCAAUGAGAGGAGGGCAUUACACUGCUUAUGUGAAAGUGAGAGUACCCUCCAGGAAAUUAUUGGAACAUAUCACCGGAAAGAAAAAUGUACCUGGUUUGAAAGAACCAGAUAGUGAAUCAGGAGGCCAGUGGGUCCAUGUUAGUGACACUUAUGUGCAGGUGGUUCCAGAAUCGAGAGCACUUAGUGCACAAGCUUAUCUUCUUUUUUAUGAAAGAAUAUUGUAAUGAUUUGUUUAAUGGCAGUGAUUACUUAGCUCACUUUUAUUUGAAUGCUGCAGUGGUAACCAUAAUAUGUAAUGUGCCUUUAGUCUUCUCUUUUACAUUGGAAUAGCAUGUCACUCAAUGCUCCUUAACUUUUUCACCAUUUUGGUGAAUCCUUUUAAAGUAAACUAAAUUUACUCUGUGCUUUCAAAUUCAUAUUUUUAAAUGUAAAGAACUUUUUUUAAAAAAUAUUUGUCUUUAGGGACAAAAUAAUCAAAAUUUUUAGUGGUUGAGGAAGUCCCUUUCUGAUAUGGCUCAUUAUUACAAACAUUCAGAAAUAAUACUAGCUAAAUCAAAUCAUUCCUUAAUAUAGUGUUUCCUAAAUGCAUUACCACUUUCCAGAUCUCAUGUAACAUAUACUGUGCUAUAUUUACUAAUUUUAAAAAAAUGUUUUAGCCUUUUUAAACCAUGGUUUUGUUUUGAGCAAUCAUAUUUCACAUUUUAUGUACUUAUUUUUUCUAAUAAACAUUAAAAUAAAUUUAAAA
This is a messenger RNA of Marmota flaviventris (yellow-bellied marmot), 2978 nucleotides long. RefSeq names its product ubiquitin specific peptidase 45 (gene Usp45). Gene Ontology annotation, biological process: protein deubiquitination. Gene Ontology annotation, molecular function: zinc ion binding; cysteine-type deubiquitinase activity. The record is from RefSeq and is a predicted model, not a curated record. Gene Ontology annotation, cellular component: cytosol; nucleus. Lineage: Eukaryota; Metazoa; Chordata; Mammalia; Rodentia; Sciuridae.